Molecule: messenger RNA, 773 nt
Organism: Tinamus guttatus (white-throated tinamou)
Lineage: Eukaryota; Metazoa; Chordata; Aves; Tinamiformes; Tinamidae
Source: RefSeq, a predicted model, not a curated record
UUUGUGGUAUAUUUUAUCCUACACAACCAGCUUUGCUGUCCUGUGAAAGCGAGUUACACUGUGGACAUGAAUGGACAUACCGCGGCUGGCUCUGCCUUCUUCACGCACGGCAGCGGCUUGCCGCCUGCCGGCGGAGAGAUCAGCAAAUCCACCCAGAACCUCAUCAGCGCCAUGGAGGAGGUGCCAGCAGACUGGGAGAGGGCUUCCUUGCAGCCUGCCAGUCAAGCUAGUGCUGCCUUCACACCGAGUCCACAAAAUGGCAAUGUCUUCCACCCUUCUGGAGGAUUUAGUAACAGCUCGCUGGUUGCUGAUGAGGAAUCACAGGAAUUUGAUGACCUGAUAUUUGCUUUAAAGACUGGUGCAGGUCUCAGCGUCAGUGAUAAUGAUUCUUGCCACGGCAGCCAGGAUGGCGGCAGCAUGGCGAACUCCCAGAUCGUAGAGCUUAGAAGAAUACCUAUAGCAGACACUCAUCUCUAACUUCCUGCUUUUUUUUUUUAAUUCAAACUUCAGUAUUUUUAUAUUUGUACUUCCUUUUGCACUAAAACCCUAUAUGAAGCUGUGUAGUAGAAUGCUGUGAGUUGUACUGAACGUUUUAACAAAGCAUGUGUUUUUGUAUAUCUGAGAAUAAGCUGUAAAACUUUACAGUGACUGAACAUCGACAGAUAUAAUGACAAUUGGCCUAGAUUUGUAUCUUCUAGCUAGAGGCACAUAUUUUGUGAACUGUAGCUUUUUUAAUUAACCUGUAUGUGUAACACUGUUUAAUAAAAAUAAUA